CCCGGAAAUCUCGUUGUGAGGAGUUCCUCUCGAGCUUCCUGUCUGUCUGAUAAUCCACUUGUUGAAGAGGAGACCUGCAGGCUGCACACACUAACUCAGGCUAAAGUCCCACAAUGGCGGAAACAGACGGGUAAGGACGAGCAGCGGCACAUAGACAAACACAACCCGGAGGUAGAGCACCAUGUUCGGCCUGAGGGGAGCCGGGGUCCUCGGUGUGUCCGUGGCUCUGGCUGGAGGAGUCGCUUAUCUAAUCUGGAACUACGCGUCCUCCUCCGGGAAGAAGGAGCCUGAAACCCGGCCUGGAGGAGAGGGAAGGAGAAGCAAAGAGGAGGAAGCAGAGAAACAUGGGAGGAGAGAGGAGGAAGGAGAAGAGGUGGAGGCUGAGGAGACUGUGGUGGUCUCUUCUUCUGCUCCUGCUGCUGUAGCUGCUGCAGCUCCAAAUGCAUCAGAGUCCAAGCCUUCAGCAGGGACACAGGUUUUAGUUCUGGGUCUGGAGGGAGCCGGCAAGACCAGCCUGCUGCACUGUUUGGCUACAGGGUCCCUGGAGCUGGACAUGGAGCCGACGCAGGGCUUCAACGCUGUCUCCAUCAACAGGGAGGACCUGCACAUCGAGUUCCUAGAGAUUGGAGGAAAAGCAGAGCUGCGGCCUUACUGGCAGAGGUACAUGUCCAAGGCUCUUAUGCUGGUCUUUGUGGUGGACGCCUCCAAACCACAGCUCUUCUCUCUGGCUAAGGAGCAUCUCCACGAGCUGCUGGCCACUGACCCCGUCCUGCCUGUGAUGGUACUCGCCCACAAACAGGACCUUCCAGGAGCCAGCGGCAUCACUGACCUCCACGAGGGCCUGUCUCUGUCCGAGGCCGGAGACCGCAAGUUGUUCCUCAUCGGCACCUACGUUAAGAAGGGAGACACAGAGCUGAGCUCAGGCGUUCAGGACGCCCGGGACCUCAUCUUCCAGAUGGUUUGUGAUGGCAGAUAAAAACACAGGGUUGUUCCUGAAUCCUGUAUUUUUGAUAAAGCUUCACUGAACCUUUGACUUUACUGUUUUCAGGUCUUAUUUAAUAAUGAGAAACUUUACAUUUUGUUGUUGUUUUGGCUUUGGUUAUAAAUUAGAUCGAACUUUAUCGUCACCAAAGAUGUAUUUUCUUUAAAUGAGAGCCGGUGAUGAGUUUUAAUCAGAGCCGUAUAAGACUGUUACCUGUGACUGCUCCUUUACCUUUACCUUACAUUGCACUGUGUUUGCUCAUUCACCAGCAACUCUACAAAGAUAUCAGCUGCCUUCAGGUUUGAAUUCUCAAUGGGACAAAAUCAAGGUGGAUUUAUUUUGGCCUUUUAUAAAAAUUGAAAAGCACAGUCUGCUGUUACUGACCGUUUCAGGGGAAUUUGGACUGUUUCUUCUUUGUUUUCGUGUGUGUGUGUGUGUGUGUGUGUGUGUGUGUGUGUGUGUCUAAAAACAUUACAUAUCUCACUAUGAGGACUUAAAGCGGUGCAUAUCAGGAGUUUAAGGAAAAAGCAAACAGUGAGAUUCAUUACAGUUAUUUACUAUCGUCCACUUUGUGCAAAACACAGCACUGAAAGGUCCUCAGUUGCUCGCAGGUCAGUGAUGGUACGAAACAGAACUUCAAGGUUUUUGGUUUUUAUUUCUUUUUUUCAAAGUGACCUCAUCCCAACAUUUGGGGCCGCCAACAGACACACUUGACUUCUGUAGCUUUCUAUAAAGAUGCUGCAGCUUUGUACACUUCUGACAGGCCUUUUGACUUGCCGUUAAUAUCUUAACACAUAAACGUUUCAACAGGACACCACUACUUUCUAGUGACGGAAUAAAACAGGUGUUGCUUCACUGAAUAGAUGCUUUAUCGUCAUGUCAUUAAGACACCUUUCACACUAUCAGAAGCUUUUUUAUUUUACGUUGGGACUGUCGUUGUUUGACCACAGCUUCAGGGAUGUUCUUGUGUUUGACAAGUGUUCUGUCUUAAUCUUUAAAAGGGAGUUGAAUUCAUCAUAAAAGGAAAUAAAAGCCAUUUUUCUCUCUUCGUCUACUUUCACAUAUUAGCUGUUAUCUGAGAAGUCUUCACACAGCUUCCUGCAAUUUUUGUUUUUGUCUUAAUACUGUUUUAUUUCUGUUAAACUGACUGUCAGCUUUUUGAUGAACCACAUCAUCAUCCCAAAGAAAAUGUGACCUUAUUUAAGGAGUGUAAACUUUCAAAGAGCACGUUUUUUUAAAUGCAUCAACAACACCAGCACAUGUAAGUCAUACAGUACUGUGUUAACAUAUUCAUCCCUGUUUGGCAUGUUCUUAAAAAUGUUUUCAUGCUUGAAUAAAUAGUUUUCACUAAAUUGAAA
Molecule: messenger RNA, 2340 nt
Organism: Notolabrus celidotus (New Zealand spotty)
Lineage: Eukaryota; Metazoa; Chordata; Actinopteri; Labriformes; Labridae
Gene: arl9
Product: ADP-ribosylation factor-like 9
Exons: 4
Coding region: 182-976 (264 amino acids)
Molecular function (GO): GTP binding; GTPase activity
Source: RefSeq, a predicted model, not a curated record